GUGGACCGGCUAAAAUGGCUCUCUCGCCGCCACUUCCGCUUCUCGCUCAAACGUAGUACAGCCUCCUCUCUCUUUCCGUUCGUUUGCUGUGUGUGUCUCCCGGCCACUGUCCACUCACCGACGCGCACCACACAAACAUCCAACAAUCUCUCCACAAUCCCCUACCUAUUUCCAACCCUUCUUAUCAGAAAUCGCGCUUGUGUGAAGACAGCGAAAAGAGAGGUACCUUCACAAUUCGUUUACAGUCGAACUCCUCUUCGGAUAAGGAAGCAGCGGAGUUCGAUCAAGCGACACGGUUUGUCUGCAUCCACGUUGGUACGUGCUCCCUCCAUCGACGCAACGCUGUUGUGCUCGUCUUUCGGUCUCCGCGUGGUUUUCCAUGACGUCUCCGGCUGCCGCCCCUCGUCGCCAGAAGACACUUGUCCACGCCAUAAAACAAACGUUCUGCGGGGCGACGUCCUCGACAGGUACAACCAACAAAAGCAGCGGUGUGGCGUCUCGCCGCAACACCAGCAACUACCCCACCGCCGUACCCUCCUCUUCGACCGCGCCCGCUCUCUCGUCCACGCGAAGCCCCAGGACUCUUAACGCGUUGACGCGCAGCAGCAGCGUCGUCACGCUCGGGCGGGCGCCGGAGACGCCAUCGAGGCGCGAGCGACGCGUCGGUCCGCCACCCGAGGCAUUGCCGACACCCAACUUCUACGAACGCUUCCCCCGCGCUGUCGGACCGCUGGCGAACGUCCUCAUCACCUCACCGGAGGAGUUCGGACACUUCCGCCUGAUCGCCCGUCCCAUUCGAGUGGUGGAGCGCAAGGAGGAACGGAAUGCCGCGAAGGACCGACUGAGCCGCGAGGACAUCGCGAGAGGCGGUUUCUUUGUCUACGAGCCGGACAACGACGCCCCGCGCUACUUCCUUCUGCACGACAAGAAAGUGAACGUGUACGGCACCUCGUCCUACCGGCGUCGAUAA
This is a messenger RNA of Leptomonas pyrrhocoris, 970 nucleotides long. RefSeq lists its product as hypothetical. Bases 380 to 970 code for a protein of 196 amino acids. NCBI's taxonomy places the organism in Eukaryota, Euglenozoa, Kinetoplastea, Trypanosomatida, Trypanosomatidae. The record is from RefSeq and is a predicted model, not a curated record. The transcript has a single exon.